CAUCCAGAAAGGCUCAGUCUGUGGGGAGGUUGAGGGGGCGUUCAAGACUGCAAAUCACAGACUAGUGACUGCACGGCUGUUUUGUUGCAAAGGGCGUGGGCAUUGUUUUGCUUUUUUGAAUGACAUAGCUACAUGGAUGUAUUCUUCAUCUCGCGGCUGCGUGUGAGCAUCGAUAUCUGCAGGAAAACGACUUACGGAUGAAGAAAUCGGCUUUUUAUUCAACCCCGACUGAACGUUUGACACUCGAACGCAGCCCUUGCGAUAGAUUGGAUAGGCCUACUGCCGACAAAAUGCCAUAAGAUCAAUAAAUACAUAGACGCGUUUCUAUUUUUCUUUUUCUUUAUAGCCUCAACUAGGCUGCUGACUUUUGCUUCCAUGAGCUUCUUCAGGCUUUUAUGAGCAGGGGAUCAUUCAGGAGAACAGUGAGAUAAUAAUCACAUCCAGUCAGAUAUGGCAGUGAGCACAUCUGAGCCGCUCUGUCAGCCGUGCAUCUACCACGAAGCCUUCAAAGUGGAGCUACAGGUGAGGAGACCUCUGAUGCCAGUCCAGCUGAGUCCAGAGCAGGUGGGCCUGGAGAUGUUGUGUCUUUGUGGGCAACUGGACCUCCUCAUCAGGGCACAGAUGCAGCAGUUCCAGGAGCAGUUAGGUCAAGGCUGUAGCCCAGAGGAGUCAGACACCUUCCAGGCUCAAGGAUCAGAGAUUCUUGAUCAGAUGCUGCAGUGCCUUGAACAUCUACCAAAACCUAUGCCACAGCUGGAGGACUACCUGGACAUGGUGGGUUUGUCAAUAAUGUUUCCUCGUGUAGAAGUGUUCCUCAUUCAAGGCAGCCCAGUGGACAUGCUGGAGACGCCGCCAAUGGACGAAUACUACUUCCACAUCGCCAGACUGAACCAGCUCAUGGUGCUGAGUCAACAGCUAGAAGAAGAUAUCAGGCACCUUGGAAGUCAUAAAUACAUUGCCCACCAGCUCUCGGUUAUUUACCAAGUCAUCAGCUCUUUCAGAGGAAUUCAGGCUUUCUCCGAAAUGAAGAAAGACAUCGAGGCCAACUUCAAACAGAUGAAACAGUCUCUGGUGGUAGAGGAAGGCUCCAGGCAUGAACCUCAGCUGGCUGCUCACUACAUCAACUGGAUAUUAGAACUAACUCAAAGCUUAACAUCGGUGGUGUUGACGCUACCGGAGGAGCUGACAGAAGACCUUCACCAGGCCGUGACCUUCAUGUCACAGUUCCUGUCCUGACUGACCCCCGACCAACGCCUCUGUAUCUGUUGAAUCCUGACGUUCUGCUGGUCUGUCCAGGAGCUUCUAAAUGAACUGAUGUUGUUAUGACUGUGAAAAGGUGCUACACAAUUUGAUUCAGCUGAUCGAUGGUGGGAUUGGAUAGCCCUACUUACAAAUCAUGUAGGUUUUUAUAUUGUCCUCCUGAAUGUGGCCCAUAUGGUGAGUCAGUUGUUUGGAAAUGAAUGUAAUGUAUGAAUCCCUCCUUGCACUACUGUUAUAACUACUGUUAUACUUACUUUUUUUUCCUUCUUUUUUUACCUGAAGUGGAAUAAUAAAAUUGAAUGCAAUAGGGAAA
Messenger RNA from Sebastes umbrosus (honeycomb rockfish), 1573 nucleotides. RefSeq lists its product as uncharacterized. Lineage: Eukaryota; Metazoa; Chordata; Actinopteri; Perciformes; Sebastidae. The record is from RefSeq and is a predicted model, not a curated record. Bases 451 to 1236 code for a protein of 261 amino acids. The transcript is spliced from 7 exons.